AUGCCAUUUCUUCCAAGUCCAAUACCUGCACCUAUCUUCGAUUCUGAUGAGUCCGACACAGGCAGCCAACAGUCAAAUGACAGUGGCAGUUAUUUAUCGUCGCAAUUCACUCAACACACUCGACUAUCAUUCUCCCCAAAAUUCAUUCUCAAUAAUCAACGUUUAUCCUUGCAUCUCGAUGAUUCAUUAAAUAGUCAAGACGAGUCCAUUAAUCUCGAAUCAACGUUGUCGGACUUUCCUCUUUCGACAAAUAAGAAACGUAAACGAAGCUAUGACAAGUCCAACGAUAUUCCACUUCAAACACCAAAUCAAUCGCCAUAUACUCGCCGCAAAAAUCUCGACUAUGUUCAAGAAACGACAUUUCAAUCACCAAAAAUUCAACGUCGCAGCCGUCACAACGAUGAAUCUCUUCAUCAACCAACAGCAACCAUUCCUGAUCUUAUUAAUAUGAAUCCAUUUGCUAAACAUCGCUAUAACACUCGUCUAGUUGCUAAACGUCAAUCGCUCCUUUCAUUGUCAAUUCAACGCUUCGAACAAGAAUUUCACCAUGAAUCAUUUCUUGGUUACGGAGAAUUUUCACACGUUUAUCUAUGCACAAAUCGACUCGACGGCUUAAACUACGCGAUUAAAUCAUCGAAACAGCCAAUUCUUGGUACCAGUUACGAACAAUUGGCUUGGCGAGAAAUUUGUGCUUACGCCAUGUUGACAACUCAUGAAAACUUAGUUCGGUAUUAUUCGGCAUGGAUUGAAUUAGACGGGAGAUUCUUUGUUCAAUUAGAAUACUGCAAUGGUGGUUCUCUGGAAGAUGUUAUCGAAAAACAUCAACAAACCAAAAGCAAUUUUAACGAAUCACAACUGAAGAUCAUACUCCAUCAAAUUAGCGAUGUCCUGACAUUUAUUCAUAGCAAAGAUUUAGCACAUCUGGAUAUCAAACCGGCAAAUAUUAUGAUAUGUCAGUAUUCGGAGGAUGACAUACGCUAUAAACUGACCGAUUUGGGACAUGUGAGUCAAAUCAGUUCGCAUUUAACAGAUGAAGAUGGUGAUAGUCGAUAUUUGGCACUGGAAAUUCUUCAAAAAUCUCGUACGAAAAAGAUCCAACUGGAUAAAUGUGACAUAUUCUCACUAGGUUUAACCUUAUAUGUCUGUGCGACGAAUGUAAAUUUACCACGACAAGGAAAUGAGUGGCAACAAGUUCGUUUGAAUAUUUCGCAAUAUUUACACCGAAUCAAUUACUGUUCGAAACAAUUUAAUGAUCUCUUAUUCGAUCGCAUGUGUAACAUUGAUCCGAAUCAACGUCCAUCAGCAUACGAAUUGUUACUCGAUUCGACAGUUCAUCCACCGGAGCCUACAGGUCGUGAAACUCUUCGGCAUAGUUUAAAACAAGAACGCGAGAAAAAUAUCGUAUUAAAUAGAAAGUUACUUGACCAUUACCUUUUAACAAAUGCAAUCGAUUUACAAAUUUUACCGACAGAUUUUAAUAAUAGUAAUUUUCCAUCUCAACAAGCUUUUCUUUCUCCAAAUCAAUCGCUUCUUGUUCCGCAACAACAAAAUAUGUCGACUCCGAAUGACCAUUCGCGCGUCUUAAUCAUCCAUUCACCCAAAACCCCGAUUUGCUGUGCGAAUCUCAAUCAAACCACCACAUCGCCCAGUUCACUUGCUUUGAAACAACAACUUAAACUAGCCGAUCAACGAACAAAUACGAAAAUGACAAUUUGUAAUCUCUGUCCGAUUAGUUUGAUAGCCAUUUUCGUGUUCAUCUAUAUUCUCGUGCAAUAUGUUCUUAAUGAAAAACAGAUCUAUAUGCUCAAGUACGGUCUGUAUACGGGUUUCGUCAUGCUGUUGUCCGUCAUUAUUAUCCCUGUGUUUCUGAUUCGGCCGCGCAAUGCGCUUAAUAUUCGUAUUGCUUCGUUGAUUCUCAAUCCUGUUUUCACUCUAUUUGGCACGAAGUAUCGAUUGGAGAACGCAACAGUUUUGGAUAAAGAAGGACCGUGUGUAAUUGUUGCUAAUCAUCAAUCUUCGAUAGAUUUCAUAGGUAUGAUGAGACUUUGGCCGGAGCAUAUACGUUAUUGUACAAUUCUGGCGAAAAAAGAGUUAUUCUAUGCAUUCCCGUUCGGUUUAACGGCAUGGUUAGCAGGUUUAGAAUAUGUGGAUCGGAAGAAUCGCGAACGAUCAAGUGAAACGAUGCGUCAUGUCACAAAAAAGGUCCAAGAGAAAUCAUUGCGGUUAUGGGUUUUUCCCGAAGGAACACGGAAUAUGACGGAGACGUUUCUCCCAUUCAAAUUCGGCGCUUUUCGUUUGGCUAUUGAUGCUCAAGUUCCAAUUGUUCCCGUCGUGUUUUCGUCAUAUAAAUCAAUCUACAAUGCUGACAAAACCAGUCAUAGUUAUUUCUGGCGUCCCGGAUGUGUUACGAUUAAAUGUCUCGAACCCAUCGAGACAAAAGGCAUGACUAUCGAAAAAGAUCUGGCGCGCUUAACCGAAAUGACACGACAACGAAUGAUAAAAGCAUAUCAAACCAUUAAAACGGUUACAAAUGACAAAAAAGACGAAUAA
Molecule: messenger RNA, 2550 nt
Organism: Adineta ricciae
Lineage: Eukaryota; Metazoa; Rotifera; Eurotatoria; Adinetida; Adinetidae
Source: the annotation of a GenBank genome assembly